AUUCUUUCUUCUCUUCUUUCUAACCCUAGAUCGUUAUGGCGUUCUCCGCGGCCGCUGGACGAGGCGUCUGGGCGGAGAAUGCUGUCGAUACGCUCGCCGCGCACUUCGAUCGAGCUCACAACUCGCUUCUGCUGAUUCAAUACAGAUUGGACGAGGAGCUCAGCCGAAUCUACGGGAAUGACGAUGUAAACCCGAUGAAGAUCCAAGCACGCUUGAAUAAGCUCCAGGAGGAGCUCCCUGUGUUGGAAGCCGAGUGUAAGAGGCUUCUGGCCGCCAAGCAGGAGUUUAUAGAGCAAACGGUUGGCUCACUCCUUCACAACAAAGCCACACUGGAAUCUUUGCAAGCCCGGGCUGGCACUGCCACAAACAACGAAGACGUCGACCAGCCGGACGAAUCAUCGGCCCAAUCGCUCGGGAAGGUACUCAAGCUUGCCGUGAAAGAAAAAUUACUUGCAAGUGCUCUUCUCAUGAUAGAUUCUCAAAGAAUGGAAAGAACUCAAGCCCCUGUGAGCGGCUCUACCAGAUUCUCGGAGAAUACGAGCCAUUGUGAGAUGGAACUCCAAGUAAGAAGCUUUCGUUUAAGUUCGUAAAGGCUGCCUGUGCUAACUCUUUCACCAAGGAAAUUACAAUUCGACUCCACAACUC
Messenger RNA from Selaginella moellendorffii, 645 nucleotides. RefSeq lists its product as uncharacterized. Gene Ontology annotation, molecular function: microtubule binding. The transcript is spliced from 5 exons. The record is from RefSeq and is a predicted model, not a curated record. Bases 36 to 590 code for a protein of 184 amino acids. Lineage: Eukaryota; Viridiplantae; Streptophyta; Lycopodiopsida; Selaginellales; Selaginellaceae. Gene Ontology annotation, biological process: chromosome segregation; cell division; mitotic cell cycle. Gene Ontology annotation, cellular component: spindle microtubule; outer kinetochore.